This is a messenger RNA of Eptesicus fuscus (big brown bat), 1563 nucleotides long. RefSeq names its product atypical chemokine receptor 1 (Duffy blood group) (gene ACKR1). Lineage: Eukaryota; Metazoa; Chordata; Mammalia; Chiroptera; Vespertilionidae. The record is from RefSeq and is a predicted model, not a curated record. Gene Ontology annotation, molecular function: C-C chemokine binding. Gene Ontology annotation, cellular component: membrane. Bases 413 to 1513 code for a protein of 366 amino acids. Gene Ontology annotation, biological process: inflammatory response; chemokine-mediated signaling pathway; regulation of chemokine production. The transcript has 2 exons.
CCUCUCGCAAACGUGGCUUUCGAACCCUCUUUCACUGGCUCAGGUUCAAGGGGUGGAGGAGCAGUGAGCGUCAUCAGCUGCCUUUCCCUCCAACUUCCCAGCAUGCCUCUUAUCUCUGUCUCACACUUCACCCCUGGCCCCUCUUCCUUCCUUGAACCCAAGGAAUCCUCCUUGCUGGAAAGCCCUUGGCUUCUCAGCCUCCCUUUCCACCUUCGGGAAAGUACCCACCUUCUGGUCCCCACCUUCUUCCUUUUCCAAGUCCAGGACCCCACCAGUGGGAUCCAACCUCAAAACAGGAAGCCGAGGGCCAAUGCCCUGUGUUGGGCCUCAAGUUUAGACAGGCAGUGGGCGUGGGGUAAAGGCUUCCUGCGUGCCCCCACCCCGUGCCACCCAAGGGCCCUGCCCAGAACUGAUGGCCUUCAUUAGUCCGGCGCUUAUCUUGGAACCACAGCAGGUGACAGAGCUGCCCAGCCUCCCUGUCUGCCUGCGUGAGCCCAGCAGUGGCAUGGGGAACUGCCUGCGCCCGGUGAAUUCCUUCACCAACGACAAUUCCAGUCACCUUUCCUUUGAAGAUGGGCCAUUGGUGGAUUUGAAUUAUUCCAAUUAUGAGAACUACGACUACUCUGAAAUGGACGAAAUGGACGCAGCGGCCCCCUGCCACUCCUGUAACCUGCUGGAUGAGUCCUCGCUGCCAUUCUACGUCCUCGCCAGCGUCCUGGGCAUCCUGGCCAGCGCGGCUGUCCUCUUCGCUCUGCUCAGACCCCUCUUUCACCGGCAGCUCUGUCCUGGCCGUCAGCUCUUCCUCACACAGUUAGCCGUGGGCAGCGCCCUCUUCAGCAUCGUGGUGCCCAUCCUGGCCCCAGGGCUCUGGGGUGCCCACAACACCUACCUGUGCCACCUGGCCCACUUAGUCUGGAAUGGCUCCGCCUUCGCCCAAGCUUUGCUGAUAGGCUGCCAUGCCUGCCUGGGUCCCAAACUGGGUGCAGGCCAGGUCCCACGCCUCAUCCUGGGGCUCACCGGGGGACUUUGGGGACUGGCCAUCCUCCUGGCGCUGCCCAUCACCCUGGCCAGUGACACCUCCAAUGGACUCUGCUCCUUGGCAUCCAGCCAGGUCGUUUUGAAGCUUCUGCACGCGGCCAACGGUUUUGCCAUCUUUGUCUUGUUGCCACUGGGUUUACUGGGAGCCAAGGGGCUGAAGAGGGCAUUGGGCAGGGGGCCGUGUCCCUGGGUUGAUGUCCUGUGGCUCUGGUUCAUUUUCUGGUGGCCCCGCGGAGUGCUUUGGGGACUGGACUCCCUAGUGAGGUCCAGGGUGUUGGUGCUGUCGUCCUGUCCGGCCCAGCAGGCGCUGGACCUGCUGCUGCCCCUGGCCGAAAUCCUGGCGAUCCUGCACUGCGUGGCCGGGCCCCUGCUCCUGGCCUUCUUCUGCCUCCGGGCGACUCGCACGGCCGUGCCCUCCUUGCCCCUCCCAGCAAGACAGUCCUCUCCUCCGGACGCCCCGGGAGGCAAAUCUUAGCUCCCUUCCUCCCUGCCAGCCUGAAUUAAAGUCUGUGUUGCCUUUGUGAA